GAUGGAUCCAGACUGUACGGCGCUCAAGAUAUGGAACGCGGUCCAUGAGCUCGUUGUCCUGCUCUCCCCCGACGGCCAUGUUGCAAACGUUCUUUUUCACAUCAGGGCCCCGCUCGUUAUGAUAGGGCGGAAGGAAGAGCCCCCCGAGUCGCUCGGAUUCGACUGGGCGACCCUCGAUCAGCGAGCACUUGCCCUCCAUACGACAGUAUUUUCCGUCUGGGUACCUGGCAAACUUUACGACAAGUACGAACCGUUUGUGCGCGACCAUAUGCCACUGACACAAUCUAGCGGCCGAUUGGAGCUUGGGCGAUGGAGCGAGAAUAUUUGAGUGCGAGUUCUGCUGCCUGUGACACCAAGUUCAUGAAUGCGCUUUGCUUUGAGUUGCUGUGAUGAUCUUCUUUUGUCACAACAGUAGAAAAUGGGCGGCGAAAAGGAACUCAUCUGUCCUCUCGUGCAAACGAUCGAUAAAGUAGGAAAUGGUUGCUAGAACUCUCGC
Messenger RNA from Phanerochaete carnosa HHB-10118-sp, 496 nucleotides. RefSeq lists its product as uncharacterized. The transcript has a single exon. The record is from RefSeq and is a predicted model, not a curated record. NCBI's taxonomy places the organism in Eukaryota, Fungi, Basidiomycota, Agaricomycetes, Polyporales, Phanerochaetaceae. The annotation marks the transcript as partial.